This is a messenger RNA of Phymastichus coffea, 4344 nucleotides long. RefSeq names its product probable multidrug resistance-associated protein lethal(2)03659. Bases 1 to 4140 code for a protein of 1379 amino acids. Gene Ontology annotation, biological process: transmembrane transport. NCBI's taxonomy places the organism in Eukaryota, Metazoa, Arthropoda, Insecta, Hymenoptera, Eulophidae. The record is from RefSeq and is a predicted model, not a curated record. Gene Ontology annotation, molecular function: ATP hydrolysis activity; ATP binding; ABC-type transporter activity. Gene Ontology annotation, cellular component: membrane. The transcript has 18 exons.
AUGAACAGUAGAAGAAGCAGCAGUAAUCCGAACCCUAGAGAUCGAGCUAAUAUUUUUUCUUUGUUAACAUGGACGUGGACUUUCCCUUUGUUUAAAACAUGUUGGAGUAAGAUUUUGGGAGUCGAAGAUUUAUAUGAUCCGGUCAAUAAAGAUCGAUCAUAUUUACUGGGCGAUCGAUUAGAAAAACAAUGGUUUACAGAACAGCAAAGAGCCAAAAGAAAAAAACGAAGUCCAAGUUUUUUGUGGGCAAUAGCUCGAACUUUUGCUUCCGAAAUUGUAUUAUUAGGUUUUAUUCAAAUAAUCACCGAGUUAGUUUUACGAUUAGGUACACCACUUCUCCUAGGUAGAUUUUUACAAUACUUCAAACCAGCAUCUGAUAUGUCUUAUGAAACUGCGAUAUGCUAUGCUACUGGUAUAGUUGCUUCAAAUUUCAUUACACUUACUUUAAAACAACAAACAAUGUUCAUCGGUUGUCACUUGGGUGGUCGAAUAAGAAUAGCCGCCUGCUCCGUCGUAUAUAGAAAGGCACUGCGCUUAAGCAAAAUUGCGCUGGGUGAGACGGCACCAGGUAGCAUCGUUAAUUUAGUGGCCAGUGAUGUCAACAGAUUCGAAAUUGUAUUCUCGCUCUUUCAUCAUAUAUGGUCAGCUCCAUUACUGGCCGUUAUUAUUAUGAUUUGGCUAUAUUCAGAAAUUGGAUGGUCAGCAUUCAUUGGAAUGAGUAUCAUAUUUCUUGUUGUACCAUUUCAAGGUUAUUUGGGAAAACUGUCUUCUAAAUAUCGAUUGCAAACAUCACUUAAAACUGACGAACGUGUGCGUUUGAUGGAUGAGAUACUUUCCGGUGUUCGAAUAAUUAAGAUGUACGCCUGGGAGAAACCAUUCUGUGCCUUAAUCGAAGUAGCACGUCGUCUUGAACUGAAAGUUGUUAAAAAAAGUUCUUAUAUUCGUGGUAUCUAUAUGACUUUCUUCAUCUUCACUACGCGUAUGGCUCUUUACGUAACUUUAGUCACAAUGUUGCUCAGAGGACAAGAACUUAAUAUGGAGAAGGUUUUUGUGUAUAUGUCCUACUUCAACUUGAUAUCUUUGACGUUAUCCUCUAUGUUUGUACGUUCCAUGGCUGAGAUAACCGAAUGUAAAGUAGCUAUCAAUAGAAUACAAUAUUUUUUAAUGUACGACGAAUUCCAGACAAACAUUGUUGAUAAUGAAAACAUAUUGAUACCUAACGUAAUACAUGAUGAUAGUUGGGCUAUAAAACUAGAACACGUAACUGCUAAGUGGGAUUUAUACUUAUCUCAGACUAUCUUUGAUGAUGUUGACUUGAAAAUCGAAAAAGGUAAAUUAUACAUCAUAAUUGGAAAGGUGGCUGCUGGAAAGAGUUCGUUUAUGUCUACAAUUUUGGGAGAACUAGUACUUUCUCAAGGCAGUGUUGAAGUAAAAGGAAGUGUCAGCUUUGCGGAUCAAGAUUCAUGGGUGUUUGGUGCUAGUGUCCGACAGAAUAUCCUUUUUGGGCAGGAAUUCGACAGACGAAGAUACACAAGAGUUGUUAAGGUAUGCGCAUUGCAAAAAGAUUUUCAACAAUUUCCGUAUGGUGAUAAAACUAUCGUUGGCGAACGGGGAAAUUCAUUAUCGGGGGGACAAAGAGCAAGAAUUAAUUUAGCGAGAGCAGUUUAUCGACAAGCUGAUAUUUAUCUUUUGGACGAUCCUUUGAGUGCGGUCGAUGCUCAUGUGGGAAAAAAAUUAUUUCAAGAAUGUUUUCAAAAGUAUUUAUCUGGGAAAACACGUAUAUUGGCGACUCAUCAGCUGCAGUAUUUAAAGAGUGCCGACGCCAUUCUUCUUUUAGAUCGAGGAAAACUAUAUCAAUAUAGUAAUUACCAUGAGCUUUUACAUGCCUAUCCAGAAUACAAUUUUUUGAUGACAGAAAGUAAAGACAAACAGGCUAUCGAAGAAACCGAUAGAAUACGAAAAACAUCUAUAACGAGCACACGGGUGAAUCAAGGGCGACGUAUUAGCGAUGUCAGACAAAAACAGUUUAUAAUCAGUGCACAAAAUCGACGUAUGAGUGAAAUUAAUCAAAAACUUUGUAUAUUCCCACAAGAUCAAAGUGUGAGUGAAACCAAUCGAAAACUUUCUAUAAUCAGCAUACAAAGUAUAAUUAGUGACAGUGGAUUAGAAUUUGAUGAAGAUGACGAUGAUGAAUUUGGACAAGAUAUCUUCUUCGAAGAUACGUCUCGUGCUACUGUGAAAGGUAGCCAUUUUGGAAACUACAUUAAGUCUGGUGCAAGUAACAUAGUUGCUUUCUGGAUUCUAAUACUCUAUUUAGGAACUCAAACCUUUGUUAGUUUGAAUGAUUAUUUCAUUCCUGUAUUGGUUGACGCUGAAGAAUACCGUAAUCAUUACAAUAAAUUAUAUGGAAAUAGUAGUUUACUUAUUACAAAAAACAAUAGUGAGAAAUUCCUUAAAGAGAAAGAUAUUUUAUCAAGAGAUUAUUACAUAUACAUCUAUACAGCGUUAGUUACAUCCAUCUUUUUAGUGGGCAUCACGCGUUCAAUUGUAUUCUACAAUAUGUGUCUACGCGCUAGUCAACAUAUUCACGAUUUAGCUUUCGGUGCGCUCAUUCGCGCGAAAAUGAACUUCUUUAAUACUAACUCGAGCGGUAGAAUCCUCAAUAGAUUUUCCAAAGACUUGGGAGCCAUUGAUGAGUUACUUCCCAGAGCUAUACUUGAUUCCGUGCAAAGUAUUCUUACGAUGGUUGGGACUGUUACCGUUACCUGCACUGUGAACUUAUGGUUCUUACUACCUGUACUUUUGAUCGGAAUUGUAUUCUACUUUAUUAGGUGGAUUUAUUUGAAGACGAGUAAAAAGAUCAAAAGGCUUGAGGGAAUGACUCGAUCUCCUAUGUUUACUCAUUUAAGUGCUACUCUUAAUGGGAUCACGACAAUCAGAGCAUACCAAGCAGAGAGUAUGCUGAAAAAAGAAUUUGACAAGUUACAAGACAUGCAUAGUUCUUCGUGGUACAUGUUUAUUGCAACUAGUAUAGCAUUUGGAUUUUCUUUAGACGUAUGCUGUUUCAUAUUUACGGGCGUUGUAACUUUCACCUUUCUUCUACUAAAAGAGCAUUUUACUGGUGGUACAGUUGGUUUGGCGAUCACCCAAGUGAUGUCACUUACGGGUCUACUACAGUGGGGUAUAAGACAAAGUGCCGAAGUAACAAAUCAGUUAAUGUCAGUUGAGAGGGUACUUGAAUACGCACAAUUGACAUGUGAAUCAAAUAUUCGAAAUAAAGGUAGUCUAAAAAGCAAGAAGACACAAAAAAGAGAACAUCGAGAAGAAAACUUGCUAGUCGAACCACCUGAAAAGUGGCCAGCGAUGGGUCAAGUUGAAUUUAAGAAUGUUUCUAUGCGAUACUUGGACGAAGAUCCGCCUAUCCUUAAAAAUCUGACUCUAAUUAUUCGUCCAACUGAAAAAGUAGGAGUCGUUGGUAGAACGGGGGCCGGAAAAUCAUCUCUCAUCUCUGCGCUGUUUAGAUUAGUGGAAAUAGAAGGUGUCAUUGAGAUUGACGGUAUUGAUACAGGAACAAUUGCUUUGGAAGAUUUAAGAAAAAGUAUAUCGAUUAUACCACAAGAUCCCGUAUUAUUUUCCGGAACGUUACGUCGGAACUUGGAUCCGUUCAAUGAAUUAUCAGAUAAACGACUAUACGAAGUCCUAGAAGAAGUCGAGUUGAAACCAAGUGAGAAUGGCCUUGAUCAUAAAGUGCUCGACAGAGGUUCAAAUUACAGUACUGGUCAACGACAAUUAAUUUGCCUUGCUCGAGCAAUACUGCGCAAUAACCGAAUAUUGAUGUUGGACGAGGCGACAGCAAACGUUGAUCCGUACACUGAUGCACUCAUUCAGCGUACUAUUCGUUCCAAAUUUGCAGCGUGUACCGUGCUCACCGUUGCUCACCGGUUGAACACCAUUAUAGACAGUGACAAAGUUUUAAUGCUGGAUAAGGGACGACUAGUAGAGUACAACCAUCCUUACCUUCUACUCCAAAACCAAAAUAGCCCAUUUUCAUUAUUGGUCAAAGAAACAGGACAAACCAUGUAUGAGCAACUUUUAUAUAUAGCACGUGAUUCUUACAUAUCCAAGUAUGUUAAUACGUAGAAAAGGAAUUAUUACAAGUGUUGUAUUGCUAUAUUGCCUUGAAAUGAAGUCCUAUUGGAACUCAAUAAUGAAUUGAGUUGAUGGCCUUCUAAUAAUACAAUGAGCUGAUAGUGGAAAUUAUUUCUAUUUUUAUAUUUUGUCAUUGUUUACUAUCUAACAAUUUCUUUUUACUGUAAUACUUCAUCAUAUGAAAAUAAUAAAAUU